AUGAACUCCUCUGCCCCACCCGCGGCGGCAGAGUAUGGCGGAGAUGAGGUGUCUGCGAUAAUCCUGGACCCCGGAUAUGCCUCAACCCGGGCUGGAUUUGCGGGUGAAGACACCCCCAAAUCGGUCAUUCCUUCAUACUAUGCGAGAUACUCUGCGGACGCGCAAGAUAAAUAUGUUUACGGCGACAACAUUUAUGUUUCCCCUCGCCCAGGCAUCUCUGUUCACAACCCGAUCGGUAGGGAUGGAAUUGUGGAGGAUUGGGACAUGGCCGAGAAACUAUGGGAAUACUCUUUUACCUCGCGGCUGACGAGACGAAAACCUGGGAAUGCGAUGCUGAACGGACUAAACGAUCCUAACCCCGAGGAUUUACCAGCCGAAAUGGAAGGGGUAGAAACAGAAGAAAAGCCUCUGGCUGAUAGCCCGCUGCUUAUGACCGAACCAGGAUGGAAUCCCACCAAAGCGAGGGAGAAGACCAUUGAAAUUGCCAUGGAGAACUGGGGAACACCAGCCUUCUAUCUCUCUCGAAAUGGGCCAUUAGCUAGUUUUGCGGCCGGCAAAGCAACAGCCUUAGUAGUCGAUGUUGGCGCUAGCAAUGUCUCUGUGACCCCAGUUCAUGAUGGCCUAAUUCUUAAACGGGGUGUACAGCACUCUCAGCUUGCUGGCGACUUCAUCUCUUCUCAGAUUCGGGCUCUUCUCAAAUCGAGUACACCACCCGUUAACGUGACGCCUCAUUACUUAAUUGCUUCCAAGGUUGCGGUUGAUGCUGGCCAGCCGGCUCAAGCAGUGUACAAGGAUUUGCCAGAAAACAAGUUACCUGACCCUUCGUACCGCCGCUUGAUGGAGGAUCGAACACUCUCUGAGUUCAAAGAAUGUGUGGUCCAAGUCUGGUCUGCUCCUGGUUCCUUGUCCGGCCAAAGCCCCACCGGAGUUCCAAACGAAGAGCUUGCAAAGGGCAUGCCAAUGCGUCCAUUUGAAUUCCCAGAUGGCUAUAAUCAGCUCUUCGGUCCUGAGAGGUAUCGUGUUGCCGAGGGCUUAUUCGACGCCAAAGCUGCUCUCCCUGACCCAGAUUCGGAAUUCCCCACUCCGACCGCCAGCCAGACAAUACCAGAAUUAAUCCGAAGCGCCCUGAACCAAGUCGACGUUGAUAUUAGACCGACUCUACUUGGUAACGUAGUCGUGACGGGAGCAGCUAGCUUGCUGUACGGCUUUAACGACCGAUUGAACCUUGAGCUCACAAACAUGUAUCCAAGCCCGAGAGUCCGAAUAUCUGCUCCAGGAAACACUGCUGAGAGGAAAUUCGGCUCAUGGAUAGGUGGAAGCAUUGUAGCGAGCUUAGGCACGUUCCAUCAAAUGUGGAUCUCGAAGAAGGAAUAUGAAGAGCAUGGACCAAACAUCGUAGAAAAGCGAUGCAAAUGA
This is a messenger RNA of Arthroderma uncinatum, 1416 nucleotides long. RefSeq names its product actin. The coding region runs from base 1 to 1416 and encodes 471 amino acids. Gene Ontology annotation, biological process: regulation of transcription by RNA polymerase II. The transcript has 3 exons. Gene Ontology annotation, molecular function: chromatin binding. NCBI's taxonomy places the organism in Eukaryota, Fungi, Ascomycota, Eurotiomycetes, Onygenales, Arthrodermataceae. Gene Ontology annotation, cellular component: SWI/SNF complex; NuA4 histone acetyltransferase complex. The record is from RefSeq and is a predicted model, not a curated record.